GAACAAGUCAAUGACUUGUUUUGGUACACACCUAGAAACUUAUAUCAUCUUCAUCUUUAUCUUCUAAUUGUGAUUUUUUUUUUCAUAGCUAUUCUGGAUGCAGAAAAGAAAAAAUGGUUAAUAUUAUUGGAGCCGACCGAUUUGAAUCUGAUAAGGAAUUCGAAAGUGGAUACUUCACUUUGAAGCUGCUAAAUGCUGCUACUCAAAAUUUCAGUCACGAAAAAACUUGGAUCGGCACGGGAGGCUGGGGAAGCGUUUACAAGGGUAUUCUUCCUAAUGGAUUGAACAUCGCUGUUAUACGAAUAUAUAUAAGUCGCGAAGAUACAAUAUUUGAGAUUCAAAAUGCAGUGAUGUCUACCUUAAGACACCCAAAUGUUGCUAGACUGUUUGGACACUGCACGCUGAAAAAGGAAGUCCUACUAGUGUACGAGUACAUGGAAAAUGGUUCUCUUGAUAGAGCUUUGUUUGGCAAUGAGAAUUUGAAGAAAAAGCUCAAUUGGCACAUCAGAGUUCAAAUUUGUCUGGGAAUCGCAAGUGGCCUUGCUUUCUUGCAUCACAAAGACCAAUCAAAAUCCGUAAUUAUUCAUAGAGAUAUUACACCUGCAAAUAUUUUUCUUGACAAAUUUCUUAAUCCCAAGAUAUCUGGUUUUGAAUUUGCUAUGGUAUUUGGAGAAGAAGACACGCACUGCUCGACCAGAGUGAUCGGAACAUUUGGUUAUCUGGACCCUCAGUAUUAUAUUAAAGGUACGGUAAGUGAGAAAUCAGAUGUAUACAGCUUUGGAGUAGUCAUACUUGUACUAAUGAGCGGACAAAAGCCUUUCGAUUUUCCUACUGCACAUCAUAAAAGAAACCUUCUGGGAACUGCACAUGACUUACAUCGGAAUGGGGAUCUUUUAUCACUGAUUGAUGAAGAGUUGAAGGACAGCAUACCAAUGAAAGAGGCAACAAUGUUGUUGCAUUUGGCAAUCUUAUGCACUAAUCAUUCUUGGGCUUUGAGGCCUACAAUGUCUGAAGUAGUAAACAUUAUUGAAGGAAAGACUAUAAUGAAGACACCACCAGUCGAUCCACAAUAUUUUGAAGAAAACAAUUCUGAGGUCAUGUCUGAUGCCGAAAGAAGCAGCAUUUCCGCAGUGACAGACCUGGCUGACCAAAGGUUUGUUUCUGACCAUGACGAUGUAUACGAUGAAAAUGGUGGGAAGGCAACUGAGUCUUCUCAGGCAAAGGUAAAGGAAGGAUUUGCUGAUUCUGAAUUUAGUAACGAUUUUGUUUCUGAUCUAAAGGCCUUUUUAAGUGAGGAAGGCGAAGUGAAUACUAACCCUGAGUGUGUUGAACCUUCUGAAGACGCACAUAAGCAGUUUAAAACUGAAAAUUUCAAUUUAAGAUAUCUUGAGGUAGCUACUAAAAAUUUCAGUCCUGCAAACAAGAUUGGUCAAGGAUCUUCUGGUUCAGUUUACAAGGGUGUGCUUCCCAAUGGAAUGAUGAUUGCAGUGAAACAACUUCAUAAUAUACCAGACCAAGGAAAGCUAAAUAUUGCAAAUGAAGUAAAUGUUGUUUCUACCCUGAGACACCCAAAUGUUGUUAGAUUAUUUGGUCACUGUUCAGAGAACAACCAGCAAUCAUUAGUAUACCAGUACAUGGAAAAUGGAUGUCUGAAUAAAGCUUUAUUUGGUCCAAUAAAUUUGAAGAAUAAACUUACCUGGCCAGCAAGAGUUAGAAUUUGCAUAGGAAUAGCAAAUGGUCUUGCAUUCCUACACGAUGAUGACCCAAAAAUGAAGAUUGUCCACCGAGAUAUCAAACUUUCAAAUAUCUUGCUUGAUAAAGAUCUUAAUCCAAAGAUAUCCGAUUUUGGACUGGUUACUCAUUACCAUAGAGAAAUCACGCAUAUCAACAGCAAACUUGCAGGAACAGUUGGAUACAUGGCCCCUGAGUAUGUUAUACGAGGAACCGUCACUGAAAAAAUAGAUGUGUACAGCUUCGGAGUAGUAGCCCUUGAGCUUAUGACUGGAAAGAACAGAGUUCAGUGGACAACAAAGCAAGAAAAUGUAUCCCUUCUAGAUUUGGCCUAUAAUUCACUACAAAAAGGACAUCUUCUAGAGCUGAUUGAUCAAGACUUGGAGAUGGACAUACCAGCGAAAGAUGCGGAAAUGUUUUUGAAUUUGGCACUGUUAUGUACACAUCAUGACCCUAAAUUAAGGCCCUCCAUGUCAGAAGUAGUGAGCAUUCUAGAAGGAAGGACUACGAUAAAUAGUACUCCACACAAUUUAAACUACACAAGAAGAUUCAACCAUACAACAGAGUCCAUUGCUGACAUAUCAAUCUGCAACUUAAGCAGUACUUCGAUCCACAACGAGAAUAGUAAUUCCACAAUUGGUGCAUUAGACACUAAUGAUGGGGUGGCUAUUCUGCACUCCUCCCAUGUGCUAUCAGUGGAGGAGCAAUACAGGAAUGACUUGGAAUUUCACCAGGAAUUGGCUUCAGAUGGCAGUGUUUUGCUUAAUAAAGAAACGCAGAUUGAUGUGUCACUGAGCCAGGCGAUUGUUGCGGCAUAUGAGCCCUCUAGAUUAAACGAUGCACCAACUUUUCCAGUUGAUGACCAGGCACCCAUAAGGGAGCACAAAACUAAGCUUGAAUUUGUUGAACCCUCUUUUGAGGAAGGAAAGCUUUAUAUUGAGUGUUCAGAUGAAGAGUUCCAAGCUGGAUGUGACGAAUGGAAGAAUUCUCUAGUAGGCUUUUUUAUGGGCGAAGAAGACUACUCCGACACAGACAUAAAGAUGGCUGAAGAACUAUGGGAGGUGAAAGGAAAAUUUUCCACGUUCUCUAUUGGUAACGGAUUUUAUUUAUUUAAAUUUGGUUGUGCUGAAGAUAAGAUCAGAGUCCUAGAAUCAGCUGAUCUCUGGCAAAUCCAGCAGAGACAACUUAUUCUGAGAGAAUGGGACUAUAAGUUGAAUUUUGACAGAACUGAAAUGACAUCUCUUCCCAUCUGGGUGAAGAUUUAUAACUUACCGCUCUUCCUGUGGAAUACUUGUUUUCUCAGCAAGAUUGGGAGUGGGCUAGGAAUUCCCUUGUAUGCUGAUCGUAAAACAAACAAUCUAGAGAGAUUAGCUUAUGCCAUGCUUUGCAUAGAGGUUAAGCCUCAUACAUCACUGCCGGAGAAUUUGAUUAUCGUAGUGAGAGGAAUGGAAUAUCAGUUGGAUAUAGAGUAUGACUUGAGAACCUUAAAGUUUGCCAAUUGCAGCACUUUUCGGAAUAUAGACUCGGAGAAGAAAGCCAUGAUGCAAAUCUAGGUUCAAAUACAUAGCCUGUAUCUUGUAUUUGAAAUUGGAAGGUUCUUAUACCAUGCUUCGUUACUUCUACUAGUAGGGGAUGGAUAAUUCAAUAAGUUGUUGUCAAAUAUUUUCUAAAUUCAAACAGUUCCAUCAUUUCCGCCAUCACUACCACCACUAUCCCCAUCGCCGCCAUCACUAUCUCCAUUUCCACAAUCCACAUCAUACGUAUUUUACCAUCUCUGCCGCCACCACUCCAAUGUUAUCCAAAUUCCACCACCGCAACAACAAAUCAUAG
This is a messenger RNA of Papaver somniferum (opium poppy), 3561 nucleotides long. RefSeq names its product receptor like protein kinase S.2-like. Gene Ontology annotation, biological process: protein phosphorylation. The coding region runs from base 114 to 3284 and encodes 1056 amino acids. The transcript has 10 exons. Lineage: Eukaryota; Viridiplantae; Streptophyta; Magnoliopsida; Ranunculales; Papaveraceae. The record is from RefSeq and is a predicted model, not a curated record. Gene Ontology annotation, molecular function: protein kinase activity; ATP binding.